This is a messenger RNA of Amoebophrya sp. A25, 16603 nucleotides long. The record is from the annotation of a GenBank genome assembly. NCBI's taxonomy places the organism in Eukaryota, Dinophyceae, Syndiniales, Amoebophryaceae.
CUUCAUCCAGGAACUCAAACUCUCGAAUAAGCACAUCGCACAAUCCGUUGGAUCUGUUACCCUUAAAAAGGUGUAGUGGAUUACAUGACCCUCUAGACGAUAACUUUUAUUUGCUUGAAGAUAUAAUCCUGUUGACGACAACUACAAGAAUCAAGACCAUUUUCUGUUGACGUCCUGAGUGCUCGAAGACGUGUCGUCAGACAACGUUGUUUCACGGGCCACGAAGCUACGAGAGCUUUAUUUCACAAAAAAUAUAGCGCUUCUGAGUUGCUCCAGCAAGUGGAAAAAAAUUUGCCACGACCUAGACCAGCAUUGGCGAUCAAGAACGAUUGGCGACAAAUUGUUAAGGCUCUGAUGAACUUGCGGAGUUCCUACUUCGAUUCUGAGUCCUUCGAUUCCGAGACUGAGAGGACUAUGUCUGGACGCGGCUAAGAGUAUGAGUAGUUUUUAUGAUGAGCUCUUACUUCGACUAAGAUUGAGGAAAAAAGACGACGAAAAGGAAAGAUCGAGGAAGCAGCACGACGAAAAGGAGCUAUCCAACGCCCGUCUUGCUCUGGCAGGAAUAGGCCCUCGACGACCAGAACAAAAACACCCAAAUUCCUGCCCUCUACUUGUACAUCCGUAUUCCGACCCCAUAGAAGGACCAUUAAGGCUUACCGUAAUUCAUCUUGAGAAGCAUCUUUAGUCCCUUUUCUUUUAAGGCGGAAAAACGUAAAAGAUGACUUCCAAAAUGAAUAUCUGUAAGGUCUAAUACCACACGCGAUCGCGAAUUCAACGUCGUGGUCAAAGCUGCAUAAAGACCUACAACAAGUAGAACGAUACUACGUAGUUCGAGACGAAGACGAACCAUACUACGUAGAGAACUUUUUCUACAACAACCAGGACAGUUCCAGCCCGUGGUCUAUUCGCUUAGCUAGAGACCACCGCAACCGCAUCUACAAGAUGGGCGGAGCGAAGACGGAGCACAUGCCGACGAGCGCUGCGGCACUCGCUGGACAGACUAGAGACUGGAUUAAAGAGUUAUGUCACAGAUUCUAAAAUACCGAUGUGCUGUGAGACUUUUUAGAAGUUGAAAUUAUCUUGUAGUUGUACUUGUACCUCUACUUCUUGGUUAAUAUAGUUGUAGUUUUUUGAGAUGAAUCUUCACUAUCAGCACUUUGAUUAUACAGUGGACCAUGUGCUGAUACAAGUCGAGUUCUUGACCCACGUGAUAACGUGUCCGCAAGAAUUUGCUCAUCUUGAUGUUCUCGGAUCUUUGACGACAUUUGAAUGUUAGCAAAGGUCGCAAAAUGUGUCAAUCGGCUUCUAACCCUUGGAAUGUCCGCAAAAUUUAUAUUAAUCUCGAUCUCCACAACUCCUUUCAUUUUCUGCUGACAAGAAGAAGAAAAAUCACAAGCGAAGCGGAGCGUCAGCAAGAUUUAUUAUCAAUGGAGCAAAAUCGAAAUUUGUAGUCGUUCCUCUUACGCUUCUGUUUGUGAAAAAAUUGGCUUCUAUCUCGUGCGAGUGUGAGUGAAUGAGCGUGAGAGAUAGGGCAAGAGGAACGGUGCACACCAAGAAUAGGUGUGCGUGGAAAGACAAUAUCUUUUCUGUUUCAGGUGCGUAGCGACACCUCCCUUUUCUGAGCUAUCACUCCGCGCCCGCGUUGCGGCCUCCCUGGUGGCCACGUCGUCUUGCGCUUCUAUUUUGAAUCCGUUGUCUCCAAAAUUCCUUUCAGCGAGUCGGCCUCCACUAGGCUCUCCCUGUUGCGGAAAGAGACGUGGCCACACUUGUGGCGCCUGCAUUCAUUGCCCUGCGGGGCGCAGGUGACAGCAGCAUUACUGCUUGUCUUCGCGCCAUGAAUACAUGGUGAUGCCCUUCACGACAAUCACGUGGACAGGGCGGCAGCAAGCAUUAUAUCAAUAAUAUAAUGCCAGGUUCGCUACCUUAUAGCUUCUCUUUAUGUAGUGUUAGUUAGGUGUUUAAGUUGGUUAAUUCUUGUUUGAUUAAUUUAUUUUGUAUAAUGCCAUAAUAAAUCACAAGCGAAGCGGAGCGUCAGCAAGAUUUAUUAUCAAUGGAGCAAAAUCGAAAUUUGUAGUCGUUCCUCUUACGCUUCUGUUUGUGAAAAAAUUGGCUUCUAUCUCGUGCGAGUGUGAGUGAAUGAGCGUGAGAGAUAGGGCAAGAGGAACGGUGCACACCAAGAAUAGGUGUGCGUGGAAAGACAAUAUCUUUUCCCCACCCUUCAAGCGAAUCCGCCGCUCAAAAUAUGAGCGCUCCCGUCCCUUCUUUCUGCUUAUUCUAAUUCCUUUGUUUCAUAAUUCCUACACUUUCAUUCACUAGUCAAUCAUCAUUUCCGUGAACUGCACACUAGUUUAUCUCAAUACCAUCAUGCAAUGAGUAACAAUACUCAAAAUCCACCGUCGGACUUGUCCCCGACGAAGCUAUACGAAGAAGGUCACAUCGACCUUCGCCAACUGGUAAUCCUGAAGAGGAAGAAAGCUAAGCUGGACAAAAAAGCGUCUGCCAAAAAAUCGUCGGAUUCUUCUUCUUCUUCAUCCAGUGCGACAACUUGCAACAACCCGGCUGCAGACCAAUACAUCGCAAAACGGCAUUACGACAGCAGUAAAUCACUCGAUGAGCUUCGGCUAGAAGCUUACGAGUUCACGAGGGAGAACAAAAACAUCAAUGCGUCACUGAAUCUGGUGGCCAAUCCUCCACGUUUCAAAAAAGCCUUCGAAGCUGUGACUAAACGUGGAGGCCAUCAGGUUGAGGACAUCCGCAUCAAGCGUUAUUUCCAGAUUAUGGCUACCCUUGCUGUGCAUGACGACAGCUGCAAGGAUGCCAUCCCGAUCACGCGUACCAAGGCGCUAAAAUUCCUUACGGCUCUCGUAGGGGAUCAGGAGAAGUCCAUUUAUUCCUCUGCCGACGACUAUCUCUUCAGCGUCUUAGGCAGGCUCAGAUGUAUUGAGGGCGGAUCAUCUAUCUCGGAUGCUGAUUCCGCCGAAAUUCGCAGCUGUGUCACCAGAUUGCGCCGUCAGGGAAAGUUUGCGCACGAACCCGCGCCAGGUCUGCUUCUGGAGGAGGCGGUUGACAUGGUUCAAUACGACUACGUCUUUGCUGCAGCACUCAGUGUUGCUUUUUUCUUUGGGGUCAGGCGUACUACGCUUUUGGUUCUUACCAAAUUUGGUGGUCCGGCCGACGAUUUUCAUCCCGAUUGCGAUGGUCUAUCCGAUGAUAACGACGCUAUUUGCGACGCAGCGGACCCUCCAGAACUCGCACCUCCCACAUCUGAAUUUGUCCCUUCUAACAAGAACAUCUAUACUGAUUUUUCUGGUGAUUUCAAAUACAACUCACGUAGUAAAAACUUCAUGCUUGACUUAUCCCCCUACAUCCUCAAAUCCAACUUCCAAAAACGAAUUUUUGUACGGUGCCUCUGCCUAGAGAAAGAUCGCACUUUGAGGAAAUUAUGCCCGCACAAAACCAUUCCGCUGUUAGCCAGGGAUGGUUCAUGGAAGGCAGAUUAUCUGGAUAAUUUGGAGUUGCAUUUCCAGCUGAGGAAAACCCACAUGACUAGGGUGGGUUGUUUGCAACAUCUGAUGGGAUGCAACCUACCCGACACGAGGAUUGCGUCCCAUCUUCGCUGGAUGAAGGACAACAUGGUUACCUAUUACAAUCGUGGCAACAUGUACAAUGAUUGUCGCUUCAAGGGUUUGUGUUUCAUCCCGCUUUAAUGAACUUACUUCUUCAUCAUUUGUUGAAAAAAUAAUUUUGCUCAUAACCAUGAUUACACGUUCUCCCUUACGAGAGCCACGACUUGCAGUACAAGUCUCUUGCCGGGUGGGCCUGCGGAUUCGCGAUGUUGGUUGCCAAGAACACAAUCCCGCCGAGCACUGAGUGUGAGUGAGCAGUUAUCUGAGUGCAAAAAUAGCCUCUGAAAACAGCUUCACAAACCACAAAAUUGUGAAUCUAUUUGUCCUUGCUUGAAGUAAGGACUGAUGGUGCCAUGGUAAAUCUAAACGCCGAUACAUCAUUACCUACUCUUUUUUGUUUACUCUUAUUAUUUGCACUCCGCUUGCCUCAUUAAUCCUUUAUCUACUGCUUCUUUUAAUUCCAUUUUAGUUCCUUAAGCUCUUCACCAAUUGUUUCUGACUCCUUCCACUUGUCUUACCAAGACAAUCCGCAACACAAUGGCCGACGCAGCCAACUUGCAGCAGCCUUUGGCUGACGCCAUCCAACAGGUCGAAAUUGCCAAUCAUCGCAACGCAAUCGCCAACGUGCCGCGUAUCCAUCGUCUCCCUGAGGUAAAGGAUUUUCGUCGCAUCAAUGACGCUAUUCGCCACCGCAACGUGGAAACUCUCCGUGGUUCUAAGGUCAAGAACUACAAAGGUGACAAGGUGGAACUGUCCAUCGAAUCCAUGCUCUACUACCUUUCGGUGGCAGGGCGCGAGGCCCGCUGUCUCACGGAACAUCAGGUCACGAGGGCCAUGAAUCUUCUAUCCGAGAAGAUUCGCGAUGUUCCAGAGAAAUAUGAGGAGAAUCGCGAUGAAUGGGAGAAGACUGUGCGGAAGGCUUGGUGGGACUCCUUCCGAAAUGCGGAGAUGCAUGCGCCGGAUCGUGCUUUGCCCAAUGGUGGCGGUCAGACGACCUAUCAGAAUAGGCUUGCCGGUUUCAUCAUCGGCACCUUCGAGACCGACUUCAUCCGUAACAUGACUACUAUCGAGCAUACCCAUAACACCAUCAUGAACAACAUUGAAAUUAUCUCUUCGUGCAUCCCAGUACCUAGUAAUAACGGUGGAGGGAAGAAGAACAAGAAGGACAACAAAGAUGAUGAUGACAACAAUAGUCGCGCCCCCAAGGUGUGCUGGCACUACUGCAAGGGGACGCCGUGCAGGAACGACACUUUUAAUAAAAGUGGUCGUGUCUACUGUCAGCGAGGACUACACCCUCGCCAGGGAGAACUAAGUAAGGGAGAUUACGACAAGAUCCGCCGUUUCUCCGUGGCGAAGAAGGCGCUCGCCGAUGUGGAAUUCGAGUCCUGGUGCAAGAGCAAGGACAAGAAGAAAAAGUCCAAGAAGGACAAAAAGGAGGACGAUGACGAUAAGGAGAGCAGUAGCUCCUCCAAGUCUCGUUCUCCUCGCCGCUAGAGGAGUGGCUUUAGUUUGCUCACAAUAGAGCCGAACUACAGGUUCGUCUUUCUUUCUUUACCCUUCAUCAUUGAAUAUAAUCACUACUCCAGUUGUUCAGUAAAUUCUCUUUACUCUCUCAAUUUCUUCAUUUGGCUCUCUCAAUCCAUUUAUUUAUUUUGUUUCUUCUCCACGAAUACACUCUUCUUACUCAUUCUUUCUAUGUUAUUUCUGGUGCCACAGUUUCGCUAGUAGUGCAGUUAAUCAAUCAUUUCCUUUCCUCACUUUUUCAUAAGUAUUUCUGUUGUUAUUUUCAGUAUAAUUACGUUUCCCUCUGGUGCGGUUUAAUAUCUCUGUGUAGCCAUCACUAUCUUGCGUUUCAUCCAUUAUGUUUUUUUAGUAUCUUCUUAAUUCACCUACUCACUUUUGCUUAACCUCAUAUUUUGCGUUUAUCACCCAUGUUACUUGCUAUCUCCUCAUAUUUUGCUACAAUUUCCAUACCUAGAAUCAAACUCAUGGCAACACGUCGAUCCUUUUCUCAACUGAUCGAAGUUUGCCCACAAGAUUCGAUUUUUUUCGCACCCGCGAGUGCGCCUCAUACGACACGGCCGUCAUCAGAAUGUUGCAAGUUUGAAAAAAUUGCAUCCGUCCAAGCAGCUACAGGCAAAGGCCGUUCAGCACUCUUAAUAGGAGUCUGCGCGAGUUCCCGCUGCCCGCACUGGAGUGGUGUGAAAAUGGAAAGAACUGUGAACGAAUGUCAAUAGACAAAUUAUAUCUCCCAUGUUAUGCCAUUGACUAUUUUGCUAUUGUUUGCUCUCCCGUCUCUUCACUGAUUAGCUUCUAGUUCUGUGUUGUUUACGAAAAUGAAUAUAUCUUCUGCUAAAUCCAAUGAAUACGACUCCAAGUUCGAAGCGAUGCGUCAACGCAUUGCGUUCGACGUUCGCAAAAAAUCCCCAUUCUCUCCCCCUGACGAGGACGUGGGAAGGCUUAAUGCCUUCAAGGCGUUUAGUGAGGCUGCUGUUACAGCCGAAGUCGACCAAGUGGCUUCCGCUGCACUGCAGGAGGACGAGCUCCUCAAAAACAGCAUGGACCCUGAACUACUAAAAAUACAUCAUCGAUACAACAUUGGGUUUUUUAAGCAAGCGUCUGAUCUUGCCGGCCACGAUGAUUUGGACGCGUUUCAAGAACUCACCAUUGGUGGGUCGUGCAUUGGUGCGUGUGGCACCCCGACUUGUUGGCCGAAGCAUGUGAAGCGGAGACCCAAGAUGUCAUCACUUCCUCUUCCCAAUAACAUCCAUAAAUACGCCCCUCCUGCUCGUCCCCCUGCCGACUGGUCGCCAGAAUCCAUUGACGAAAUUUGGCGUCAAUCCAUGGCCGAGACGGUUACUGAGCCGCUUCUGGGUCACGCGAGAUGUUUGCCUCCCAUCUCCUACGAUGAAGCCAUUUUGCAGAGAUGGUCCUACGUGUUUAGGCGCUACGCUGUUGUCCAGCGCAGCAAAACCAGGAUGAUCGAUCCUGCUUGUGCGUGUAAUGAACGCAGCGACUUGGAGCGCAGUGUGCCAAUGGCGUCCGCUAGUGACAUUCUGGCCACUGCCACGGCGCUAAAACAUCCGAUAUUACGAGAUCACAACGUUGUUUCCUUGUCUCGUCGAGCUCUUAAACGUGGUCGCAACCUGGAACUCCAGUACGAAGCGGCAUUUCAGCGCUUUUUGGAUGAUGGCACCCCCAUCCCGGACCACCUUUUGAAGACUCCUUCCCAAUACCACGACUCUAGUAGAGCUUCCCACGCGAACGAUGACAAUAGCAAGCGGUUCCGGGUGGACUACAGCUUGAUCAUCAUGAUUGUCAUGCUGUGCAUCGACAUCCAUAAAGCCUACAACACGAUAGGGGUGCGGGUUGAUCACCGUCGCUAUAACAGGUUUUGUGCAUUUAAUGGGUCCGUGUACAUGUUUUUUCAAUCACUCGUUUUAAUAUUUGGAAAUGUACAUUCUGUCAAAUCCUGGUGCAGAGUAUCUGCGGCCAUCAAGAGCAUCCUGCGUUUUUUUCUGGGAAUUUGCGUCUCCGUCUACGUUGACGAUUUUCCGGCCCCUGUGCCAAAGGCCGUUGGUGAGGCUGUGCGACGUGUCGCUCUGCAUAUUAUCAUGCGGUUAGGUUUUCCGGUGCAUGGUGACAAGGCUCGCCUCGGCGAGUGUCUAGAGGUGUUAGGACUCAUCUUCGAUCUCGCUGCUGAGGUGCCAGAAUUUUUCGUGUCGCUGGCACGACGGCAGUCUAUUCAAGCUAUCUUGCGGUCUGCCUUGGAGAAAUCCGCAAUAUCCCACGAUGAUGCGGAGGUUGUGUUGGGCAAGCUCAUGUUCUGCCUUUCUGCUGUCAUCGACAGGCAGUUUAAUCCGCUUUUGCGGCCGCUUACGCAAUUUGUCAAUAAUCCUGGUUCUCCUUUUUCCGACAAGCUCAGGUGCUGCUUCGAGAACAUCAUUCGGAUCCUCGAUAAGGAUCUCAGGAAAAGAACCAAAUGGGAGCCUCCUUCUUCGGCCAACAUCAUGUUGUACACUGAUGCAUCCUACUCCCACAAGGUGGGUUGGCUUUCCGGCGUGUUAGUGCUUGACGGCCGCAUAAAAGUAUUCCGCAUUCGCGUCAGACACAAGAACAUCAUUGCGUCUUCUCGCAAGGCGCCGAUCAACUUCCUAGAAACAAUUGCCACAAUUGUGGCCAUCUUCUUCUUCCGCCAUGACCUGCAGGGCAGGUUUAUUCGUAUUUCUGUCGAUAAUGAAUCGGCUAAAUGGGCGCUUCUCAACAUGUCUUCCCCGUCGGGGGACAUGUCUCGCGCCGCUCUUUUCUUCUGGUCGCUGGCUGCCCAGCUCGACAUUACGCCUUGGGCCGACCGCGUGCCUACGGGUGUUAAUAUUGCUGACGUGCCAACUAGGCCGGUGUUUUUCGACUACAUCAUUGCGAAGUAUCCCUGCUUCUUUGACGAGAUUUUGGAGCUCGACGAGGCUGCGUUACUAGUCAUGUUCGAUGCGUUGAAAUUGCGCAAUCCCACUAGCUUCGGAAUUUCCGAUGACAUUCAAUUGGACGAUCUCAUAGCUCCACACGACGAAAACAAUUUGCAAUUCCACACAUAAAUCUUUAAAUCGAUCCAUUUUGCAACUUUCCAUAUUUAUUUUGCCAUUCCACUCCACUCACAUGAACAUUGUUCAUUCAGUCGAGGAAGUAGCCUCGCCUUGCUGCAUUUCGCCACGAUCACCGUUAACGGGCUCGUUGACAAAAGUGAUCUUUGCUUGUCGUGUUCUGCAUCUUGCGGAGACGUGGCCACACUUGUGGCGCCUGCAUUCAUUGCCCUGCGGGGCGCAGGUGACAGCAGCAUUACUGCUUGUCUUCGCGCCAUGAAUACAUGGUGAUGCCCUUCACGACAAUCACGUGGACAGGGCGGCAGCAAGCAUUAUAUCAAUAAUAUAAUGCCAGGUUCGCUACCUUAUAGCUUCUCUUUAUGUAGUGUUAGUUAGGUGUUUAAGUUGGUUAAUUCUUGUUUGAUUAAUUUAUUUUGUAUAAUGCCAUAAUAAACAGUUUUUACAGCGAUGAAGACGAAGCGGAAAUUGAGGCUGUCCAUGCCAAAACUCGUCAAUGGCAGCUCUUUUUUCGUCGACACUUGAGCCCGUUCGCUUCGGCAUUGUUCUCAGAUGGCAUGACUGCGACAAUGAAUGAAGUCGAACAGUAUGCGAGGAAGCAACUACAUCAAGUUUUAAGGGUAGGUCAAAGGUGUUUCUGUCACCGUUCGUUUUGCCUUUCUCCUGAAGGGAAAAGGCAUAACGAACGGGGUGAACGAACACCAAAAGCCUACCGCUAAAAGUGAGCAACAUCAAUAACCAGCGAAACGGCACUGGCUCCGAGACCUCUUCCCGAUGCCUUGUGGACGAACAGUCCAACUUUUAAGACAACAUGUAGCUUCUUAGAUCAACAUCAAUGGCGAUAAGGAUAAGGAUUACGAUUAGGUUUACAACAACAUCAAUGGCGAUUCUUAGAUCAAGAUCAAUGGCGAUUACGAUUAGGUCUACAACUUAUUGUUCUAAAUCUAAACUUGUCAAGUGCCACAACCUACAAUCUAGUCCACUCAUCAUCAUUAUUGGUCUUACCAUUACCUUUCGUCGAACUAAUCACAAGCUAAAGGACCUUCAAAUAAGUAGUCCUUGGGUAACAAGUAUUCAACCCUCCUCGCGUGCGAACACUGUGAUGUAGCCAUCUUCACGUCGGCGAGAUAGUCUCUAAUGCUAAUCUCUAUAAAAAACACCCGUAAAUAUGGGCAAUAGUCUCUAAUUUGUGAAGACCUCUGGAACUGGAGCUGGGCAAAUGAAAGCAAUCGUAGAGAAGGGACAGGAUUACACGAAGUCGGAAAGUGAAGAGUCGUGUUUGCCACCUUUGCUGUGUCUGCAGGAGCUGACAAAAGGCUGUGAAAAGUUACGACUCCGUAAGCGAGCACUUGCAGCACCCAAUGCCGCGCAGAGGGCGACCUUGCAGUGGGUAUUCGAUCAAAUUGAAGGUGACACCGGCAGUCGUUUUUAAGGCUUUGAACCACCUGUAACUCUCAUAGAAUUCAUCCUCACUAUCCUAUAUUACGGCCUGUAGAAUUGCUUAUGCAUGUUCUAUCCACCUUUUUAAGUAGCGCGUACGAGAUAAGUAAGUAGAAGUACUCCCAAUACAUAGAAUUAGAAUGAGAAUGCAUCAGUUGUAAUAGAAAUGAAAUGCUUGAGACCUACGCUACAUUUGAUGGAUCAUGUUGGAUUAUGAUUCUCGCUAAGCUUUUCUGUGGUCCCGUCGCUCGCCUCCAGUGCAAGCGCAACACCAAACGUUGAUGGAGCUCGUGGCCUUUUUGAAGUACACCAACUGCAAACCUAUCUUUUUCAGCUCUAACUACUUACAUACAAUUACAUCUACACUUUAACAUCCUUAAAGUCCAUCUCUUUCGCUUUUUUCUUGUCGUCGUCCUAACUAUCAAUUAGAUCAUUCAUAUUCAUAUAUUUUUAUUCUACAAAAACUUUUAUGGGUUUACAACUUUUAGUCUAUAUAUUUUACUCUACAAAAACGAAAGGAAAUCGUUGAACUUCUACUCAAGGAAGGAAUUAGUAACUAUCUGAUGAAAGCGCCUACGAUAUUCAUCUGAACAAUUUCUUCAUGAUCCUUCUUAUUCUACUAAAACAUCUGGGAAUAUUUACUACAACUACUACCACCACCAGGCCAAUAUUUUUACAUGUCGCAGAGGAAUGGUCCAUUGGCGGCGAUGAGAAGAAGAAGAACGGCCAAGGGACAGUACUUGCGAGUCUCUUCUCCUGGGAAAAGGACCGCAUCCAGAAAAUCUCGAAACCCCGGGAGCCUCUGCCCGUUCCUACUCGCCUGACACCAGAAGCAUGGACGCUAGGUCGACUUGUCGACUUUUUUCGAGAACAAGUACGUGGAAUGCUACUCAUGGCCUUCGACGCGAAGCUUUACCCGUUGGCUAUUUAUGAAGCGCGAGCCUGAGCGACCUCUAGUAGAUUAAUAACGUUACAAAUGAAAUUCUUUUUCAAUAUCAAAAGACUAUCCAUAGCCAUAGGUAGUUGUAACCCCAGCUCGCUCGUGUACUGAUCAUUUUCUUAUUUCUCUUUCAUUUUUCGCCUCCCGACUUGCUUUGCCGUCGUUUCCAAGAAAAGCGGGAUAACCGACGUGCCCUCUUCCUGGCUAUGAGCGGCGAAGAGCAGGUGGAAGCUAUGUUCCAGUUUGCACGCCUCCUAAAAGGCCACUCGACCGCAGGACACCCCGUAGAUUAAGGCACUUGAGAAUUCGUCUCCACAGGCUACUUUUGUAGUACUAGCUUUCUAGUAGGUAGUACUAGCUUGCUUCACCCUCGUAGUACAAUGUAAAACCUCUCUUCGUUUCAUUCUUGACUUCGUUUCAUUCUAGGAUGCUUCAGAAAGUACCUAUACUAGCGGACGAUGCAGUAUUGUGCGCUCGUGCUCUAAUUAUAGACAGGAGACACGUCUUGGAUGCUCCAACGCGGCGAGUCCUGUCUAGGCUUGGCACACGAACCAGCAUGGUACUGAAUUGAGCAAUAGUACUUCUAUAGUCGUGGUUUAUUUCUCGAAGGUCCUGGGCAAUUCUCAGCUCUACAUUUGAGGGCAUUAAUCAGACGAUAGAACCGCAAAUUUUCAAGAUCGGUAUGCCUGGCUAAUUGUAAUUCUCAGCUCUACACUUGAAGGCAUUGCGCAGAGAAAGUCGAAGUCUCAUACGUAAGCUGAGAGUAUCUCAAAUUUUCAAAAUCGGCAUGCCUGGCUAAUUCUCACCUCUACACGUUAACGCAUUGCACAGAGAAAGUUGGAGGCUCAUACACAGGUUGAGAGUAUCACAAAUUUUCAAAAUCGCUUUGCCUGGCUAGUUCUCAGCUUUACAUUUUCAGGCAUUGCACAGAGAAAGCCGACGUCUCAUAGAUAGGCUGAGCGUGUCGCAAAUUUUCAAAAUCUGUAUGCCUGGCUAAUUCUCAGCUCUCUCUGUGCAAUGCCCUUUGAGGCAUUUCACAGAGAAAGUUGUCGUCUCAUACAGAGGCUGAGAGUAUGGCAAAUUUUCAAAAUCGGUAUGCCUGGCUAAUUCUCAGCUCUGCACUUUCUGGCAUUGUACAGAGAAAGUUGACGUCUCAUACAGAGGCUGAGAGUAUCGCAAAUUUUCAAAAUCGGUAUGCCUGGCUAAUUCUCAGCUCUCUCUGUGCAAUGCCCUUUGAGGCAUUUCACAGAGAAAGUUGUCGUCUCAUACAGAGGCUGAGAGUAUGGCAAAUUUUCAAAAUCGGUAUGCCUGGCUAAUUCUCAGCUCUGCACUUUCUGGCAUUGUACAGAGAAAGUUGACGUCUUAUGCAGAAGGUGAGAGUAUCGCAAAUUUUCAAAAUCCAUAUGCCUGGCUAAUUCUCAGCUCUACACUUCAAGGCAUUGCGCAGAGGUAGCUGCUGGCGUCUCAUACAUAGGCUGAGAGUAUCGCCAAUUUUCAAAUAAAUCGGUAUGUCAACUACUUGUUAAUAAGUUCUACGGCAACGUUUUGCCCAACCUGUGUUUACGCUUCUGUUACAUAAAAACCAAGUUCUACAUUUACAAUGCAUCACGUAACCAAGUUCUACAUUUACAAUGCAUCUUGCUCCACUUCUCAUCUUUUUGGCAGUCUGCACGGUUUAUUGUGUUAGCUCUUGGCCUCGUGGUAUUAGCUCUGAUACUACUAGCAAGGCUCCGCCUUGCCCUCAAUCAGUCAGAAAUCUAGUCCUUUCACAAUUAUUGUACUCACCGCUUUUAUGGCAAUUUUGCAAAAUGCAACAGCUUUGUCCUAUGCCAAUUCCAGGUACCCACGAAGCAGUCAUUAUUUGAAGAUGCUAUACGAACUUUUCUUCGGCAACGGCGGCGCGGGGAGAAAGCAUUUUCCGCUGGGAUUCAUGCUCUACGACUGCAACAGGUACUCAACACUCUGCUAGUAUCUAGAUACAGGAGGUACUGCUUCUGGACCUCGUCCACCGUGUCAGUGGUGCGUUCAUAAGUGUUAGCCGAUAUUAGUUCAGGAGACUUACUUGAGACGCCAACAACGUGAUGAUGAUCUUUAUCUGCUUGCAUUUCAGAUUCAGUUUCACAUCUACUAUCGAUACAUAACAGCGAAAUACGCGACUGCGUUUUUAUUAUAAAUAUAGUUCUACUUCAUGUUUUGACGACCUCGUGUCUCUGUCAUAUACAGUUUUGUUCGAAGUGCCAAUGGAAAAAUGUCGCUGCCGAAAGUGUCGGCGAUUGGCUACGUUCUAAAGCAGAUUCUUGAGGUGGCAUUGCAGAAGCAAGAUUCCUUACUGGUUGAGUUGAGGUCACCAGGAAGUGACACCGAUCCGUUGUGGUUAUGAUGAAGGAUGGUUUUUUUACUGGCGAACUUUACCUAAUACAUCAGCUUUCAUCUGAAUUCUGAAAAAGCUAAGUCUAAGAACAUUCAUUCGUGAAAGUACCGCGGUUCUAGAAGACUCUUCUAACACUGGAUUAUCAGCCCUCCGACGGAGAGUUUCGAUAUCCGCGUAAAGUCGGCAGCAAUGUCGUCUACACGAAAGAUAUAUUGCGAUAUCGUAGGCAAUUGUCCCAUUUUCUCCUCCGUUUCCGAGGACUGCAAAAAGAUCUCGCUCACUUGGCGGAGCAAUCGUGCAGCCAGAGUAGUGCUGGAAACAGGCCAUUCUUAAGGCUGGCAACUACGAAUUUUUAGUAAAUGUUGUCAUGUCAUAGUCCCUCUUAAUAUGUUCUUACUACACUACUGUCUAGUACUUGUGAGGCCAUCUUCCAAUGCUGUGUCAACAAGAACAUCACCAGGAGAUAGGCCUCAGCCGUGCAUUCUCAGCCGUGCAUUCCUGGCUGUUUUUUUACUUGAAGAAAAGCAACCUCCCUGCAAGGAUGUAUCUAUCAGAGAAAGAGAUGAUGUCGCCGUGAAGACAGCUCUAACGUUGAGUGGCUAUCGUGAAAGCACUCGCGACCUGAUUGCGCAAGACGACAUGCUGCGGGUCUACGGAGACCGCUAUGGUGACGUCCUGUUCGCCGUCAUGAUGCAUGUGCACGUCUGGUGCGACGUCGUCGUGAAGAGCGAUGUCGGGGACCUCCAUGCUCCGCCGUUCGGAAUGGAACACUUUCAUGGAUUUUUACCCAAAUUGGAAAACCAGAGGCCAGAGCCAAUGCGAAUCUCCGCGCAUCGCGAUCAGUAUGACCUUGCGGAACCAGUCGAUGGUGCAUCUGGAUCUGCAGAUCAUCGUGUCUCAACAACACCCAACAAGAACUGCGGUACAACGAUGCCAUCAAUGUUAGGGCAACCGCUACUACAGCAUCCUCAGCACCAUCGAUCCCUGGCCUCUUUUUCAACGGAGAAAAGCGCACAGGGUUGGGCUCAGGGAUGCGACGCGGGAGCUCUAACACUAGCGGCUCCAGGUUCGUUUCCGCCAGUUGUAAAUUAUCCAUCGGAUGACGCUGAUUUGCAUACAACAUCGGAAGAAGCGAGUGCGCCACAGGAACACACGGAAUCUCAAAACCGACCAAUGCCGUAUAACCCGUACAUCUUCAGCCAGCUGCCAGAGUCGGACAAUCAGCUAACCUUGCGCCACUUGCGCGCUGUGUUGGAGGAUACGUGGCCCGACCAGGACUUCAGUCAGCAGCAUUUCUUUUAUGCUUUAGACUUCUUCGUCAGUAGUCGUCGUACUGUAGGUUUAUUUUCGUGUUUGUUCUUCGAUGAAAAUCAUGUCCAUGUGGUCCGCGAUUUUUCAUUACUAGAAGCAGUAGUUCUUCAAUAUUUCUUGCGUGUAUUUAAUAAUUUACAUUAUUUAGUAUAUGACUAUGACUCGAUGUAGAUGUAAGUACAAGUAGUUCUUCAAUACUUCUUGCGUGUAUUUACAUUAUCUAGUAUGUGACUCGAUGUAGAUGUAAGUACAAGAACUAACAACAGUUUUAGUACCUCCUCCGAUAGAUGAUGAGACAUGAUGUUUACUAGCUAUGCUUAGUUGUAUUUGUACAACGAAGGUUGAUAUUUUUUGCGCCCAUUAGCUGAGGAGAAAUCACCUCCAUUGUGCUGCAGCGCACAUCUAAUUUUCUACAGAGAGCGGCAAUCAUUUUCACGUGGAUGAUCGAGAGACGGACUUUUCGCGGUCAGGAUCGCUCGACUGGGUAGCCACAAUGCCUGCUCCGAGCGCCGUACUAAGACUAACUCCUAGUGUAAAUAUACUUACAUAGAUGCUGUGGUUCCUGGUGGUGGUGCUUCCUGAAAAACAAAACACUGAUGUUGUUGCUUGUGCUUUAAGGUUAGUCUAGGAUAGAUGGUAAUGUUUGAGGUAAUUAGAAAUUGACUCCAUGAAUGAAUCAUGAUUCAAGAUUUUCUACGUAUUGUUGUACUCUCUCGUAGAUUUUUCACUACACAUCUUUAGUUCUGGUGUAGUUUGUAUUCAGCAGGGAAGCCUUAUAUGUCUGAUUCGCAAAUAUGAAGCAGGUACCUUCCCAGACUGGGGCCGUGGACGUAGGGCAGCCAUCCUGGGGUUUGGAUCUCCCGCUUCGUUGCUCACUAGAUUAAGGCUCUUGCUUAUAAUUUUGAUCUUCUCGCUUGCCUAAACCUAAUUUUUGAUUUGGAGUACUUUGUGAUAAAAGGGUAUCCUGCUUGUUGGUUCAAGCCCAUCUUCUAAUUAUCUUAUGUGAGUAAGUGAGUAGACAUUGCCGCAACUAGCAGUAGCAGUAGGAGUACUUCUGGGUCAUGUAUUCUUGCUUCUUCGUUGCCAUUUCGAAGAGUAAAAAAAUGGUUGAAAGACCAGAGCUGUCCUUGUCUCUCCUCUCUGUGUUCCACGUAUUAUCCUAUGAGUAUGUUGUUGAAGAUUCGUUUAUCCAAUUUCAAAUUCUUGAAUUCUCCAUCAUUGAAACUUGAUUACCUACAACCCAAAAAAUUGCGCUACCAGUCUAAUACGAGAAAAUCUUACAUCAGCACAAUGUUACGAAUGCAGCAGAUAUGGGCUGGUUUCUUUUUGCAAGGAGCUCCUUAGACAUCGUUCGCGCAGGCAGGAGAAUGCGGGCACUGGAUGCCUGACACCAUGAUGAACUUGACAGCGAAGAAGAUACUGUCUUCAUGAAUGCAGAACUAAUACGUAAACACAUCCACGAGGAGGUGAAAAAAAGAUAAAGUUCCUAAUAGAAUAAUCAUGAGGUUCGUUUGCGCGAUGACCAUCACUUUCUCUACGACUACGAGGAACGCUCACGUCCACCCGUAAAAACAAGCGUCUAUUCAAUUUCACCAAUACAAAUCUACCCACAGGAGCUCUGUGAAUCUAGUUGCUUACACCAAGAAGCUGCAUGCUGACAUAUCUAUAAAAUCCACACGAGGACGGAUCUUCCAGUGGUAGAUAAUACAUGUCUUUGAAGUUUUGACGUUGGAACAAAAUCGCCUGAUUAUACUCCGACGCAUUGGCAUUGCACGAAUUAUCUGCUAUUUGCGAAGAGAAAACGCUUACCAUUGCUAUUGAAUACUUCAUCUCGUCAUCAUACGUUCGGGAGUAAAACGCUUUUUAGUAAAUUCAUGAGCUCUGUCUCGCCAUAUUAGUUGUGAUUCAGUUACAGCUUUUGCCAUCGAGUUAUUUCUUCGGAGAAGGAUUCGCCAGAUUUUUAGACAAAGAAACACACAACGACAUGUUCACCACGCCCGUGCAUCUUUCGUGGUGGUGAGAGCCUUGUUGCGCCAACAAGACAGUUUUUUUUUGUCGAGGAGAAGGCGCGUCUAGGAUGAGGAUCGCGCUUCCAUCUCAACUAGAUGAAGUCACAGAAAGUGUCGGCUUGUUGAAAGACCAUCUUCUUGUUGAAAGCAGAAGGCAUUCAAGAUGCAGCUUUGAAGAAGAUCAUUUCUUUUGAGUAUUAAAGACGGCGAGUAGGAGUGCUUUAUCUUUUUUUGGAAAUUCUUCCCGUUUCGCUGUGGCUGUUGUAGGAAAAACACAAAGAGUGCUGCUGUUUGUUCGUCCGCUCUUGAGG